GCAAUUUUUCCGGGUCGUUUAAAUCGAGAAUCGAAAAUUUCACAGUUUUAUUUUUAAUCUCGAAUUACAUCUUAAACAACUAUGACUAUAAACAAUAAUAAACAUUGAAUUUUGCAUAUGACUUACGUAAAUCACAUAGUUAUUAAUAUUAUUCUAUAUUAUAAAUAAUACAACUUAUACCUUAUAUUUUAUUUUCUUGUUAGUUACUCCUUUUUCUUCUUGUAUAUAUUUUCAACUUUAGUGGUUACCACCAUAGUACCAAUCCUUUAUCCACCCACCACAUUAAUUAUUAUUAUCAUAUAAAUAGUAUAUUACAUCCAUUGGUAAAAAUAAGUCUUACGCAUAUUAUAUAAAAAAGUCAUCAAUUCUUCUCAUCAUGGAAGAUAUUCCCUAUCUCGAUGAAGAUUUAGCUAUUGGUAAACUAUUCAAAUUACCAUUGGAAUUAAUCAAUCAUACAUUAUCAUUUCUUCCUGCUCAAGAAUUAUCGAGAUUAUUCGAACUAGAUAAACUCGUCAAUGAAGAUAAUAAUCAUACUUCCUAUAAUUUAAUUCGAAAUAUUGGUCUUUAUCAAUAUUUUAAUCAUAAAGAAAUUAUCAUUACCAAUAAUUCAUCCUCAGUAUUCUAUGAUAAUGUUAAAUCAUUAUUAUUAAAUAUAAAUCAGUUAAAUUAUCUUAUUAAACAUAAAAUAUUCAUCAGUCCAAGGAUUAUCUCAUUUAUAUUGUUUAAUGAAAAUGUUCCAUCCAAACCAUAUUCGGAAGAUAAUUUAUUACUCAUUGAUUUAAAUUAUUUUAAAUUAAUUAAUUCAAAUUUUAAUAUUCAAAUGAUCUUUGUAAAAAAAUUUAAUAUCUUUAAUCAAAUCUUAUUAGAUAAUUUCUUUAAUAAUUAUUUCAAUUUAUUCCAACAACGAUUAAAUUGGUUCAGUAUAAAAGAUCAUGUUGAUGUUCAUUUCGAUAAUCUUUAUAGUUUUAAUGAUUUGAUUAAUAUUGAGAAUUUACAAUUACAUAUGUUCAACAGUCAGAAAUUAAUCAAUCAUUUAUCAAUCCCCUUACCUUCUACUGAUAAUAGUAUUAGUCCUAAUUUUUGUGUAUUAUGUUCCAAUUUAAAAUCAUUGGAUUUAUCAUAUAAUACCUUAAAUGAUUUAUCUCAAAUAAAUUUCCCUCCUUCAUUAAAUUAUUUAAAUUUAUCAAAUAAUAAUCUUAUUAAUUUGAAUAAUUCAAAUUUCAAUUGGAAGAAUUUAACUAAUUUAAAACAUUUAAAUUUAACUAAUAAUACCCUUGUUAAUUUAAAUUUAUUUGAUUCAACCAAUGAAACAAACAUUCCCACAUAUGCUCUUGAGAAAAUUGAUCUUUCAGGAAAUAAUCUUAUCAAUUUAAAAUUCCUUUCCCCUUCCGAAUACUGUUCAUUAUUCCAAAAUUUAAAAACCAUAGAUUUAUCAAGAAAUCUUAUUACAAAUCUAAUUAAAUUCCCAACAUCAUUAACUAAUAUCAAAUUAACCGGGAAUUACCUCACAUCAUUAAAUUAUAAUUUCAACCCUCUUGAAAUCUUUCCCGAAACUAUCCAUACUUUGGAUUUAUCUUAUUGUAAAUUGAAUAAUAUUAAUGAUCUUGAAUUUAAUUUACAAAGAAGAUUAUCUCAUUUACGCAAUUUAAAUGUCGAAGGUAAUAUCAUCCAAUAUAAUAAAAUGUAAUCAUCAUUGUUCAUUAUAUACUUCAUAUCCUCUCUUUUAUAACUAGCCUCCUUUUUAUAGAUAAUAUAGAUUAUUAAUAUAAAACUUAAAUGUACUUUGCUAUAAUUUUGCAUCCGCCGUAUAGCGCU
This is a messenger RNA of Scheffersomyces coipomensis, 1815 nucleotides long. RefSeq lists its product as uncharacterized. Gene Ontology annotation, cellular component: cytoplasm. Bases 377 to 1687 code for a protein of 436 amino acids. The record is from RefSeq and is a predicted model, not a curated record. The transcript has a single exon. Lineage: Eukaryota; Fungi; Ascomycota; Pichiomycetes; Serinales; Debaryomycetaceae. Gene Ontology annotation, molecular function: protein binding.